AUGGUACCUGACUUUUUUCUGACACCUACCCAUCUCCCAAUUGUCUCCUACAUCCUCCCGUCUCCCGUCUCCCGUCUCCCGUCUCCCGUCUCCCGUCUCCCGUCUCCCGUCUCCCGUCUCCCGUCUCCCGUCUCCCGUCUCCCGUCUCCCGUCUCCCGUCUCCCGUCUCCCGUCUCCCGUCUCCCGUCUCCCGUCUCCCGUCUCCCGUCUCCCGUCUCCCGUCUCCCGUCUCCCGUCUCCCGUCUCCCGUCUCCCGUCUACUCCCCAUUCUCCCUGUUUGCUCAUUCUCCCAUUCUCCCAGCAAUUUUCCAAUUUUCUUAUAUCUCCCAAUUCUUCCCUUCCCCAGGUUUUCCACGUCAAAACCUCCUAAUUAAAGGAAUCAAACCAGCUUCAAGGUCUCUUACUCCGCACGUCAUGGAACCUCCUACUCCCAUUUCAUUUAGAUUCAACGACCUUCCAACUGAGCUCGCCCUCGUCAUCUUCAAGCAUGCGGCACAACCACCUUUUGCUCAAUAUGUGCCUUACACCCGAGACCCAUACUCAUCUGCCCUUUCACUAUGCCAGGUCUCCAAAAAUGUCAGGCACGCUGUGCUGCCUGAACUUCUGCACACGGUAUUAUUGUCGACACCUCGCCACCUACUCGCUUUCGUACGGGCUCUGCGUAUGCAGAAAACACAUAUCGAUCAACAACAUGAUCUAGCUUUUGAUUACGCACCUUGCGUGCACAGGAUGUCAAUUGGAGAGUUUCGGGGGGCCGUGCACAUCCCAGCUGGUCCCUAUACACCCCCUCCUAUGCCAGAGCUUGAAUGCGAGUUCGAUAUCGGACUGCUAGCUCCAGUGAUUCUCGGCUCAUCGUCCCUCACAAUCGACUUUAGAAGUCUAGGUCUUCUUACAAGGUGCCUCAAAUAUCUGUGUAACUCCGAUGUCGACCACAAAAAAUCUCUGUUUCCUUUGAGCAUGAGAAGUUUGACGUUAUUGGGCAAAUCCACUUAUAUAUGGCAGCCCUUCGUGAGGUCUGAUUAUGGAUAUGAUUUCCUCGCUUCCAUCCAACACCUCACCGUACUCUUUUUCCCAUCCUUCCAACAAUGUCUGCCCUUCCAGUGCAACUGUGUUGGCGAAAUCAAAAUGGAUGAUUCUUUAUUCUGCAUGCAGCCUUUGUGCACCGUGCGUGGUCCUUUCGAAGGACUGAAAACAUUCUCGUUGGCCAUUCCGCACAUCAAUCUCCCGCUGGUCGCUCAAUGUGCGCCUGAGGAUAUAUGGGUGAAGUUGCUCACGUUCCCUGCUUCCGUGCUACCGGAGCCUUGUACACCAGAGGAAAUAAGGCGACUGGAGCUAAAUCCGCGCCAUAUGUUACAUUUCUGCCACGAUUGUUCCUUUAUCGCUUCUUGAUGACAUUUUGAGGCCUC
This is a messenger RNA of Suillus discolor, 1406 nucleotides long. RefSeq lists its product as uncharacterized. The record is from RefSeq and is a predicted model, not a curated record. The transcript has 2 exons. The coding region runs from base 1 to 1389 and encodes 462 amino acids. Lineage: Eukaryota; Fungi; Basidiomycota; Agaricomycetes; Boletales; Suillaceae.